CAUUUCUGCUCUGUCAGAAGACAGCGUCUGUCAAAGCUCACAUUUAAACUGUUGCCUUCCUGUGCAGUAGCAAAGGAGAAGUGGAAGCUGCAGAGGUUGGACCCUGUCACUGUCUUUCAGGUAGUCCGCUACUCUACAUGCUUCCUGGAGCUGCCUAGCAACACAGAGGAAGGGACCUAAUUUCCAGGAUUACACCCAGGAUAGUGGGACUGCUGCAUUCACACAGUAGCUAAACAGUCUGCUGCUCAGCAGUGCCACUGACGGAAUGGAUUCAGCAUGGAAAAUACAAGGCUUCAUUAUCUGACAAGAACAGCUGGCUACAAAGCAUCUUUUGUAGAAAACACCAAGUAGAAAAAUGUGAACAAAGUAAAGGCCACAGGGCUUUUGUUCCAAAGAGGCAAAUCAAGUGAGUAGAAAAAGAAGCAGAGGAACAUACACCGCGAUGAGCAGACAUAUGGGAAAAUUAAGCAGAGGAAGAAGGAGACUGUUGGGGGAUGUGCACAUGUUUGCAAUCAGCAUCUUUUCUGCUGGAGUGAUGGCGUGCCACAAUCUUAUUUGCAGCAGGAUAAACCUACUUGGACCAUAUAUGGCCUGAAAAUAAAGUUCCUACAAAAAGAUACAACAUAAACACUGGAAUGCCUGGGCUACAAAAAUUCUAACCAAGGAUUACACUGGCUUACAAAGUUCAAGAACCUAUGCUUGGUACCAUGUCUUCACGCAUGCACCUGCACUUUAGUUUCGAAAUUCUCUUGCAGCGGCUCAGUUUGGACAUGUUACUAAAGACGAACACUGAAAAAUAGCACUCCAUCUCAAAAGGGAAAACAUCCCACUUCACUUUUAACUUGCAAUCCAUUGCUGGAUAUGUAAACAUGAUUCAGUGGAGAAGACGUCACUGCUGCCUUGUAAAAAUAACAUGGAACGGAAAGCGCUCCCUCUUUCGCACCCAUCUCAUUGGGCUGUUCUCACUCGUGUUUCUAUUUGCAAUGUUUUUGCUCUUUAACCACCAUGACUGGCUGCCAGGCAGAGCAGGCUUUCGAGAGAAUCCAGUUGCAUACACUGUGCAAGGACUUCGGUCUCCGAAAAGUGAAACAAAUCAUAGUUCCCUGCGAAAUAUAUGGAAGGAACUGCCACUUCAAACUAUAAAGCCUCAGAAUUCUAAUUCCAACAACACUGAACUGUCACCUCAAGGAGUUACUGGAUUAGAGAACACACUCCGUGCAAACGGAAGCAUACAAAAUGACAAAGGUACAGGAUACCCCAUCCAACACCAUUAUCAAUAUAUCAUUAAUGAGCCAGACAAAUGCAAGGAUAAAAAUCCUUUUCUAAUACUAUUAAUUGCUGCUGAGCCAGGUCAAGUAGAAGCCAGACAAGCCAUAAGACAAACGUGGGGAAAUGAAAGUCUGGCACCAGGUAUUCGGAUUGUUCGUAUUUUUCUACUGGGCCUCAGCAGUAAGCAAAGUCGGUACCUUCAGCGUGCUAUAUCAGCAGAAAGCAAACAAUACCAUGACAUAAUUCAGCAGGAAUAUUAUGAUACAUAUUACAAUCUCACAAUUAAAACUCUCAUGGGUAUGAACUGGGUUGCAACUUUCUGUCCUCAUGUCUCAUAUGUGAUGAAAACAGAUAGCGAUAUGUUUGUUAACACUGAAUAUUUAAUAAACAAGCUUCUAAAACCUGAACUAGCUCCUCGACACAACUACUUUACUGGAUACCUGAUGCGAGGAUAUGCACCUAAUCGCAACAAAGACAGCAAAUGGUACAUGCCACCUGAACUGUACCCAAGUGAGCGUUACCCUGUAUUCUGCUCAGGAACUGGCUAUGUCUUCUCAGGAGAUCUGGCAGAGAAGAUAUUUAAAGUUUCACUAAGCAUCAGACGCUUGCACUUGGAGGAUGUGUAUGUUGGAAUCUGUCUAGCCAAGCUACGCAUCGAUCCUGUACCUCCGCCAAAUGAAUUUGUCUUCAAUCACUGGCGAGUUUCUUACUCCAGCUGUAAAUAUAGCCACCUAAUUACCUCCCAUCAGUUCCAGCCUAAUGACUUGAUUAAAUACUGGAACCACCUACAACAAAAUAAGCACAAUGCCUGUGCCAAUAUGGCAAAAGAGAAAAAUGGCAGGUAUCGCCAACGGAAACUGCACUAAAAGGACUCUAGCACUGUUGCAGAACAUUCAAAUGUGCAAUGUGUAAAUAUUAAUACAGCAUGUACAGUGGCAAUGGGUAAAAUGAAUGGAAGCAAAUCAUAUGGAGAAGGGAAAUUAUUUUUUUAAUAUUUAAUGCAUUUGUUGGGGAAGGGGAAAAGCAAUUUAUGGAAAAAGGGUCCACAUAACAAUGAAAAAACAGACAGUAAUACUGGAAUUUUCUGUGUUAUGUGCAAUAACAAGCAUGCACACUAUGGUGGUACAGUUGCUAUUUUAUGUGCCAAUAAAAUACAAUUAAGCAAAA
Molecule: messenger RNA, 2436 nt
Organism: Protopterus annectens (West African lungfish)
Lineage: Eukaryota; Metazoa; Chordata; Ceratodontiformes; Protopteridae
Gene: B3GALT2
Product: beta-1,3-galactosyltransferase 2
Exons: 2
Coding region: 870-2135 (421 amino acids)
Cellular component (GO): membrane
Molecular function (GO): N-acetyl-beta-D-glucosaminide beta-(1,3)-galactosyltransferase activity
Source: RefSeq, a predicted model, not a curated record